Frankliniella occidentalis (western flower thrips) is the source of this 1588-nucleotide messenger RNA. Its product is annotated as acetylcholine receptor subunit alpha-L1. Gene Ontology annotation, cellular component: synapse; neuron projection; membrane. The coding region runs from base 138 to 1313 and encodes 391 amino acids. The transcript has 4 exons. Lineage: Eukaryota; Metazoa; Arthropoda; Insecta; Thysanoptera; Thripidae. Gene Ontology annotation, biological process: nervous system process; chemical synaptic transmission; monoatomic ion transmembrane transport. Gene Ontology annotation, molecular function: transmembrane signaling receptor activity; extracellular ligand-gated monoatomic ion channel activity; neurotransmitter receptor activity. The record is from RefSeq and is a predicted model, not a curated record.
CCCCGCGCGACGCCCUCCAGGGGGGCGUGUCGGGCCGCGCGCCGAUAGUGCCUGUCGCGUCGCACGGAGGAGCGCGGCGCAGUGCGCUCAGUUGGGCUGCGCCGUGCGUGCGCGAUGCCACCGACCCCCCGGCCCCGAUGAUGGCGAUGGCCUCGGCGAGGGUCGUCGGCGUCCUGGUGCUGCUGGCCGGUGCCGCGGCGGGCUCGUGCGUGGCCCGCGAGGACCCCAUGCACACGCAGCAGCUCCGCCAGGCCCUGCUGUGCUCGUACGACCCGGUCGCCGGCCCGACCUCCAACUCUACCGGGCAGGCCCGAGUGCAGGUCACCCUGCUCCGCUCUCGCAUGGACGUGGACGAGGCCACCAACACCCUCACCCUGUUCGGCUACCUUGUCCUGAGCUGGAGGGACGAGUGGCUUAUGUGGGACCGCGCGGCCCAUCCCAACGUGACGCGCCUCUACGUGGACUCGGAGGAGAUAUGGACGCCAUCCAUCGCCUUGCUCGAAAACCCCACGUCAGUGCUAAAGAGCAGUCAGGCGCUGGUCGUCAACGGUACCGUGGUGUACAACCUCCUGGUGCCGCUCCGGGCGCCGUGCCUCAGCGACGCGUCCCGCUGGCCGUACGACCGGGUGGUGUGCAACAUGAGCAUCGUCAACCUCAGUCCGGGCACGGCCAAGCUCAACAAUUCCGCCAUGCAAAUCGGCUUGGUGCGCUGGCGGAGCCGGGGCUGGUCUCUAAAGGCCGUGUCCAUGAAGCCGUUCCGCUCGCCGGGCUUCCUGGACGGGCUGCUGGUGCGCGUGGAGGCCAAGCGCAGCGCAGCCAUGCACGAGGCGACCGCGGUGGUGCCCGUCGUGCUGCUGACGCCCCUCAUGCUCGCUUCCCUCUGGCUGCCCGCGCACACGCCGCAGCGGCCGCUGCUCCUCUGCUCCGUCAUCCUCCUGCAGAUCAUGCUGAGCGUGGUGGUGCCGCUGCACAUCAAGGUGGUGGGCGUGCGGCCACCCGACAUCCUGCUGCUGCUGCGCGACUCGCUGCUGGUGUCCGGGGCGGCGCUGUUGCAGUGGAUGCUGGCGCGCUGGCUGCUGCUGCGCGAGCCGGCGGCCUGGCCCUGGCCCCUCGGGGUACUCGCCGACCUGGCCGCGGACGGGGGCUCUCACCUCGGCGCCGUCCUCUGCUUGCCUCCGGUGAGCGGCCAGGACUGCGCGCAGUCCGGGGCCUCUGACCACAAGGCCAUCCGCAUGUCCGCCAUCACGGACAGGACCACCUUCGUGGUGCUGACUGUGCUUAGCGUCGCGCUCUCCGUGCGCCUCCUGCCAUGAGCAAUCCAGCCCAGCCACAUACUUGCCUAUUUCCGUGAUCUUCGAAAUGUAAUAAUAAUAUUAACAAUAGUAUCGACAAUAAUUGUGCUGAAUAUCUACGAUAUUGGGCCGCGUCACGACCGGGGCCGCACGGCUCCGUCCCUGCUGCAUGCACAAACCAGACCGGGCCUAAUUGUUUACAACAAUGCAGCCGUGUCCUCCUCAUAUCGUGCAUGUCGUUCCCAAUGCUGCAGGAACCCACAGGAAAAUAUGAACACAUUAAGACGAAAUCACAA